Tilletiaria anomala UBC 951 is the source of this 1684-nucleotide messenger RNA. RefSeq names its product calcium-dependent phosphotriesterase. Bases 84 to 1418 code for a protein of 444 amino acids. The record is from RefSeq and is a predicted model, not a curated record. NCBI's taxonomy places the organism in Eukaryota, Fungi, Basidiomycota, Exobasidiomycetes, Georgefischeriales, Tilletiariaceae. The transcript is spliced from 2 exons.
CCUGUCGCCCAUUUCUGAAGCAUUUCUUAUUGCCUACCUGCAAAAACUUCGUUUCCGCCGAGCUGCUCUCAGUUCUUCGCACAAUGGCAAAGCGUUUCGUCUUCACUGUGGGCCUGCUCGCCGCCGCCACAACCAGCACCGUCGCCAGCAAUGCAGUCGGUCCUGCGCCUGUGCUGUAUGUCGACCUCGCCCGAGAGGCCUCACUGCCUGUCCCAUUCACAGGGCGCGACAUCUUCGUGCCUUACGUACCCGCCUCGAUCGCCAACGUGAGCGUCGGAGCGUCCAGGAAUCAGCACGACGCCCUGGCCGCCACGCCGCACUUCCAGAUCCGCAAUGCCAAGCUGGCACGCACGAUUCUGACACCAGAUGCGCGCAUGGUGCAGCUCGUCUAUGAGCCCGGCUACGCCUUCGCGCACGAGGCCGUCACCUACUUCCCCAACACAGAUUCUCUCUACUUUUGCUCCGAUGCAGGCGGCCGGCUUGGCCGCUCCAACGCUUCGACCAACAACGUCGAGUUCCAGAUCCGCAAUAUAACCGACGUCGCGGCACGCGCGGCGAGCGGCCAGCCAACGUCGUUUGCGCAGGACGUCGAGGAGGUCAAGAUUGACUCGGACAGCGUACAGAUGAUCAAUGGCGGUAUGCCGUACGGCUCGGACCACGUCUUGCUCGCCACCUCCGGUCGAGGAGACACGCUGCCCGGUGGGUUAGCACUCGUGCCACGCGCCAACUCGACCAACCCGACGAUCCUCCUCAACAAUGCCUACGGGCGCCAGUUUAACUCGCCCAACGAUGUCGGCGUCCACCCGAUCAGCGGCCAGAUCUUCUUCACUGACGCUCUAUACGGCGCUGUACAAGGAUUCCGGCCAAACCUCUCCAUGCCACUGAUGACGUGGGCCUAUGACCCGUUGAGCGGCAACCUUAAAGCUCUCGACGACACGGUCACCGUGCCUAACGGACUCGUUAUCUCUCCGGACGGCAAGACGGUAUACAUCACUGACACCAGCCCUGUGGGAUUCCCUCCAAACCCGAAAGCCAGCAACAGAGCUUCCAUCAUUGCGUUCGACGUCACAUCCGAAAGCGUCCCUGGCUCCUCAACGGAGCACAUCACCGCGCACUCGCUUGUCAACCGCCGACUCUUUGCGUGGCCGGAAACAGGCUUCUGCGACGGCAUCACGGUAGACACGAACGGCAAUGUCUACUGCGGCACGCAGGACGGCAUCGAGGUGUGGAGUCCGCAAGGGCUGAGCAUCAUGAAGAUGUUCCUUCCCAAUGACGGUGCGGUCGACCUCGCCUUUGCAGGGCACGGCCGGAUCGCCGUCAGUGCGCAGGAGCGCAUCUGGCUCAUCGAAGGCCUUGCAGUCGGAGGGCCAGACUUCACUGCGCUGCCGCCGAAAGGCAAAAAGUUUGAGUCAGCGUGAAUUGGAGUGCUAGGAACGGCUCCAUCUCCGCGAACAGUACCUCUGCAGGGGCCAGCACAGGAAACAGCACCACGGUUGUCAUCGCCGCGGAGCAGAUCUUCCAGGGUUUUCUCUAAGCUCCCACGAAGCAUCGCUCGUCGCUUGCAACACCACCUUGCCUCCUGGCUUGACCGCGAGGACCAUCCUAGCGUGGUGCUGUAGCUAGAACUCACCAGGCAUGUUUAGAAUGUCAUCCGCUCGACCGUGCAGUGUUUCGAGACUUGCAG